AUGUCCCAAGUUGUUCUUCCAGUAACUAUUCUAGCGAAUAGAUUAGCUACAUCAGAAGGCUAUGAUUUUCAAAUUAUUUUAAAACAGUUAAAAUCUCCAGAAUAUGUCAACGACAAACUAUUAAAAUCAGAAUUAUCAUUACUUGUGACAAAAAUACAAAAAUUAUUACAAUCUAGUUCUGAAUUUGAUCUUUGGAAAGGUUGUCAUACUUCUGUGGUUAUUUGCACUUAUAAUCCAUUGGUAUUAUGUUCUCACGGUAGUCAACUUCUAGGGAGCAUAUUCACUAAAUUAGAACAAAAGUUUAAGUAUUAUUCAACCACUGUUUCAACUGAACAAGGUAGAGUUCUUUUAGAAACUUUAGUUUUUGCAGUUUCUACUUUAAUGGAUUUGAUGAGAGGCAAACCAACUUUAAGUAGAGAAGGUUUAAUACCAAAAUUAAAGAACAUCAUUCCAACUUUAAUUAGUCUAACUCAAUUUGAUCCAAAAUUAACCUUACAAACUCUACAAAAACUAUUAAUUAAGAAUACAACAACUUUUAGACCUUUUGCUAAUAAAUUAAGAAUAGUCUUAUCAAAUUUACUUGCUAAAGAUUAUCACUAUUUUGAUAAAAAGGUUCAGAAAGAAAUUUGUGAUACAUUUGCUUAUUUACACUUAAUCAAAAUCCAAGCACAACAGCCAGUUGAUGCAUCUGAAGCUCAUCAUAAUACUUUCAAUGAUGAAACCUGGAGAAAUGGUAUCAUGUCUGUUCUUUAUGAGUUUAAACCUUUGAUUCAAUUAAGCGGCGAAAUUAUUGACAUUGAGCAAGAUAAAGAUUUAAGCAUCCUGAUUAAUCAUAAUUUACCACAGUCAAUAAACCAAAAACUGUUAUCAGGUAUAAAUGAAAUUUUGCCAACUUUAAAUUUAGAUAUGAAUAAACCACUGACCUUAUGGGAUUUACCAAAAAGAUUAAAUUUAUUAAGUGACCUUCUUAUUUCAUUUAUUUCGUUACCAACCCCUUAUCCAAUUCGUGUUCCAAUUGGGUAUAUUAAUACUAUUUGUGAAGCUUUGUUAUCAAUCACAACAAAUUUUUUGCCAUUAAAGCGUGACUUACGCCAAGAUGUUGAAUUAAUAUCUGUCAUUGAUCAAGUCUUGCCACAAAUUCAAUUUGUUGGUAUUAAAAUUUGGAACGCAGCUUUUAAGAAUUUGGGAAAAUUAUUAUUGUCAGAGAUCCCUUCUAUUUUAGGUUCUUUGGAAUUAUUUAUUCCUUUAACGAAAAAAUCUAGUAAUAUUAAUUUUGCAAAAUGCAAAUCAUUAAAAAAUGAAUUAUUAGAGCUAUUUAAGCUGAUUAAUAGAUUGUUAUAUCAAAUGGGUCAGUCUACGGACGUCACAAAUCUAAUUAAAAAAUUAGUCGAUAUUGCUUUGACUUUAACUGACUCUACAUCUUUAGUUUCCAAUCUAUUUAAUAGUCAAAAUGAAUUAUUAACUAAAAAGACAAGCAACUCUAAUAAAAAUAACAAACAAAAAAAGCAAAAAAGAGAUAAUGCAGCAGGUGCUUUAUCAGAUUUAUAUACACAUUCUAAUCAGUUUAUUCAAAGCACAUCAAUUGAACUUUAUAACCAAAUAAAUUUAUUCUUAAUAUCCGUUUUAAGCAAUCAAAUAUUACCAUCACCUCAACAAGUUAAAGUCAUUAAAUAUGCAAUCGUAAACUCUUUUUAUUUUAACAACAAAACUCAAUCAAUUCCAGACACUUUUAAAUGUCUUUUAAGAACUUUAGUGUUGUUUCCAGGGAAUGAACGUGUAUCUAUCUUACCUAUUGCAGUCACUGUUCUUAAAGAGCAUGGUGACGAAGUUUUAGAUGUCUUGUCUCACGCAAGGUUACCAUUAAGUAUGAUCCACCAAGUAAGUGAACUAGCAGCAAUUGAACUCAAAGAUGACCAAGAUGAAAAUACACAUCCAGAAAUUGAUAGUAAAGAGGAUAGCAUGUCCGCAUCUGCUUUAGAAUUGGCUCACAUGGAAGAUGAAACUGUUACAUCAAAUAAAAUUACUCCAAAUUCUGAUAGCGAGAAAAAUAUUAGAGAAAGUCUAGAAGAUAUAGACCAAACCAAAGUAUUAAAGAGAAAGUUAAUGGACGAUGAAGAGGUCGUUUUUUCUGAGGCUGCAACUGUUUCAAAGCGUACUAAGAUUGAGCAAGAAGUGCCAGUGGAAGACAUUGUAGUUCCUGUCCAGGUCACUGAGGAAGCUACCGUGAAUAUUCUCGUUGAAACUAAAGAUGAUUUUAAGAAAGAUAAAGAGGCCUUUCUUGAAGACGAUAAUGAUGACGAUAAUGAUGAUGAUGGAUCCGAUUUUGAAAUUCCAGCUAUCGAUUUAAGUGACGAUGAUGAUGACGCAGUAUAA
Molecule: messenger RNA, 2373 nt
Organism: Henningerozyma blattae CBS 6284
Lineage: Eukaryota; Fungi; Ascomycota; Saccharomycetes; Saccharomycetales; Saccharomycetaceae
Gene: RIX1
Product: Rix1p
Exons: 1
Coding region: 1-2373 (790 amino acids)
Biological process (GO): rRNA processing
Cellular component (GO): nucleus
Source: RefSeq, a predicted model, not a curated record